This is a messenger RNA of Aspergillus ruber CBS 135680, 438 nucleotides long. RefSeq lists its product as uncharacterized. Bases 103 to 348 code for a protein of 81 amino acids. NCBI's taxonomy places the organism in Eukaryota, Fungi, Ascomycota, Eurotiomycetes, Eurotiales, Aspergillaceae. The transcript has a single exon. The record is from RefSeq and is a predicted model, not a curated record.
CCUUGCCGGCACUGUAUAGAGAGGGGUUGAGAUUCGCAUUAUGAUGUCUUUUUGUCUUAUAGAUUUUGGGUUUUCUUCUUUUGUCAAUAAUACGACUAUGGGAUGAAUUUGUACAGAAAAAAAAGGGUGAGUUUACGGGAUUACAGGUAUAUAGUUUUCCAAUUUAUUGGUGUAUUUAUAUUUCUUGGGCUCUUUUAUAUGCGCCCCAUUGAUUUUGUUCAUAUCUGCAUAGGCUCCGCUGGAUGUGGCAGUGCGAGACGAUCUCUGCGAUUCAACUCGCCAACAGCAACCAAACGAAACAUUUUCAGGCUGAAGGAUUUGUCUGAAAUCACAGAAAAAAGGCUGUAGUUGCACGAAGAGAAUCCGUCAUUAUUCUCAGCCUCAUCGACGUCGCGAUGUCAAUCUCCCCCGCUUGCUGACUUGGUGGCCUCCAAUGGA